UGUACACGAUCUGUUUAUUCUUCGAUUUCCGGUGUUUAUGAGGGUGUUAAUUAUUCACACAAUUCCCUGUAUAGCGUGUCAAUUUAGCUGCAAGGCAUGUCACAGCUGUUAUCCAAUCAAACCGGGGAUUGUUUGCGGGCGAUUCGUCACACUUGCAUCCUUACAAGCACUCGCGCAGAGCUCAUGAGAGGGUUAAGCGAUGGAGCGGCUUGUUAAGUUCCUCUUGCUUAUAAUCACAAUAACACCACAGCCGACGUGGAUGCUCAAAAGAGUCAGAAAAGACGCAAAAUUAGCUCUAGAUACAAACGGCCAAAAAAGAGCUCAGCUCGUAUUCGGGUCUUCUGGCAAGCGAGUCAAGCUCGGUGAGGUCUAUUUGACUGGACUCGAUGGAUUACGUGGAGAGAAAGGAGAGCGUGGACUGAUGGGGCGCCGAGGAGGGAGAGGGCCAAGAGGAUUUCCAGGCGCAAAGGGCGAGAAAGGCGAUAGCUGCACAGCAAGCUGCAAUAAUUACAUCUCUCACUCCGCCGAUCCUUGCACCGACAAACUCGAAGGCUUGUUAAGAUACGCGCCGAAGACAUCCGGAUUAGAGAUCUGUUCGCACAGAAAGUGGCAACACCUCACUGGGGUCUCCCCCCAAAGAACAGGCAACAACACCCCCCGGAAAUCCUGCCUUGACAUCUUAUUCCGAGGAGAGAGUUAUGGUGACGGCAUGUACUGGUUGAACCCAAUCGGAGGAGACGACCAUAGGAAUGCCUUCCGUAGUUACUGCGACAUGACAACAGCAGGGGGUGGGUGGACACUCGUGGCCAAGAUAACGGACGAUUACAGCUGGGUGUGUCCCUCCCGUAAGGGUCAGAUCUGCUUGAAAGCCCCCUCAGACCCGAUGUACGGCAGCCUGUUCCACUCCAUUCACCAGCGAGACAGCGUCGACCUGUCAAUCACACAUGACGUAGACGCUGGCGUCCAUCUCAACAAUACCUUGAUAAGAAUGCUCUUUAAGGGUGGACGACAGUCCAUACGCUUCACCUUCGUGACGGCAAACAGCGGUUGGGUCCCAUCCGAGGAUGCGUACGCAGUCUUUCACCCCGGGCGAAGUAACGAGCUGUUUGUUGACGGUGUCUGGGCCGCGUACAAUAAGUCCCACAUGGAUUACACUUGGAACGUCAUUAAGCACAGCCGCAAAGAUAAGAAGUUUGACGGCACGCUGAUAUGCUGGGGUAACAAUGUUCCAGUCUCCUAUCGAUUCUACGACCACGGGUUGCAUUUCGGGUCCCCCGCGCGGGCCCGCAAGCCGUGCCUCUUGGAUCACGACGAGCACGAGGUGAUGCUGAAGAGUCACUACGCCAUCCUCGAGGGCUCCCCCCUCCGCGCGCGCUGGGACAUGGCACAGUUCGGCUACCUCGGUGCGUCCAUUGUACAGGCUCCCAAUAAACGCAUCGCCAUCUGGGUGCGAUAAGUGACCUUGAGCACAUCUCUUCCGUCGCCAAAACAAAUUCUACAUCGAUGCGAAGUCGGGUUGCUUUAUCGAUACUACUAUAACAAUUGGUUACCUGUUACUAUCAUUUGACUGUUACGUCACUGAUAUAUCAUGUGAUACUAUGACGUCAUGAACUGUGUGAACCUUACUACUUAUUAGCGUUUUGCUACUUGUUGGGAGUAAAAAGAGCGAACUAUGAGAGAGAGAGAGAAAGAGAGAGAGAGAGAGAGAGAGAGAGAGAGAGAGAGAGAGAGAGAGAGAGAGAGAGAGAGAGAGAGAGAGAGAGAGAGAGAGAGAGAGAGAGAGAGAGAGAGAGAGAGAGAGAGAGGGACAAAAAUCAUCAAAGUAUCAUCACUCAGUGCGUGGUUUGUUGUGUGAAAUGCACCGAUGAGCUAGCAUAAGUCACUUAUAUAUUUGUCUAAAGGGGAAACCACGUUGAGCAUUAACACUUUAUACACUUUAGAUUAAGUUAUUUUUGUCUACACUACACUAAAUGUCGGAUUGAUAAGCGAUGUAUUAAGGCUGCUAACUGCGUCCUAAAUGACCGCCAUUAAUUAGGCACGAAUACAUUUAAACGUUUAUUAAAGUAUCUAGCUUGA
Messenger RNA from Nematostella vectensis (starlet sea anemone), 2076 nucleotides. RefSeq lists its product as uncharacterized. NCBI's taxonomy places the organism in Eukaryota, Metazoa, Cnidaria, Anthozoa, Actiniaria, Edwardsiidae. The transcript has 4 exons. The record is from RefSeq and is a predicted model, not a curated record. The coding region runs from base 200 to 1456 and encodes 418 amino acids. Gene Ontology annotation, molecular function: oligosaccharide binding.